UUUAUCCCAAUGCCUUCUUUCUAAUGAUACACGUAUCUGAUAACGAUUUCGAUGAUGAUGAAAUCAGCCAAGAACUAGAAAACCAAAUCCUUACAAUUUUCACGGAUCGAUAUGUCGAAGAAAAACGCAAAAUUUUAGUAUUGUACAAGGAUACCCAAAAAAAAGACGGUAAUGAUGAAAUUGGCUUCAAGAGACUCUCGACUUCUAAAGGUCAACAGCAACUAGAUGAAUUAAAGGCCGAUAUAGAUAAUGUUAUUUUGAAAGUGAAAGAGUUGUAUUUGUAUCCACCUCUUACGCUCAAUAUUUCAACCAGUUCCCAUGCAAUCACUGAUGUUACCCAAGUUGUUGUUUGGUCCGGCGUGAUGACUCACAGAACUUUUGAAUUAUCUCAGAGUAUUGAAAGUUUAAAAUCAGAUAAAUCAGAUAAAUCGGCCAUAGGUAACGCUUCACCCUCACCCAUACUAUUCUUAUUUGCAGAGGAGAUUAAUGAAAACGAUAUAUGUAAAAUGCACGCAUUUGCUCGCGACGUCGAUAACUUCUUUAAAGAGCAUUUACGCGACCUCUCAAGGUUAGAUCAAUCUGAAGAGUUCACUUAG
Molecule: messenger RNA, 596 nt
Organism: Ambispora gerdemannii
Lineage: Eukaryota; Fungi; Glomeromycota; Glomeromycetes; Archaeosporales; Ambisporaceae
Source: the annotation of a GenBank genome assembly